ACAUGGCGUCGCUUGGCCAGUCACUUGGCAGCCAAGGGCCCACCCAAACAAAAUAAUAAAAAUUAAAAAAAAAAUUGAGCUACAUAAAGGACCGCUGACCUGAGCCAAUUCACCGUUGUCUUUCUUUGUUUCAGAAAACAAAAUCUUCUCUUUUGAUCGGUCGGUUUUAUAAAUUAAUCAAAAAAUAAGAAUAAACAAAUGUUUCUCUGAUAAUUUGUUUUCUCUGCAAAUCCUGGGAAGGAAAAUUUGUCCUUUUUUUUAUUCUUCUUUUGUUAACGCGUUGUGAUUCUGAAGCUUUCGUUUGGAGAAUCCUAGUUAACUCGCCGCGUUUACUCAGAAACCUCUUUUAAAUUUGUAGGCGGUGAGGAUGUCAACUCCAGCAAGGAAGAGACUGAUGAGGGAUUUUAAGAGGUUGCAACAAGAUCCUCCUGCAGGCAUUAGUGGUGCUCCUCAAGAUAACAAUAUUAUGCUCUGGAAUGCUGUUAUAUUUGGGCCUGAUGAGACCCCAUGGGAUGGAGGUACGUUUAAACUGACACUUCAGUUUACGGAGGAUUAUCCAAACAAGCCACCAAUGGUUCGUUUUGUAUCUCGAAUGUUCCAUCCAAACAUUUAUGCAGAUGGAAGCAUCUGUUUGGACAUUCUACAAAAUCAGUGGAGUCCAAUUUAUGAUGUAGCAGCGAUAUUGACAUCUAUUCAGUCAUUGCUUUGUGAUCCAAAUCCAAAUUCUCCUGCAAAUUCAGAAGCUGCUCGAAUGUUUAGUGAAAACAAGCGUGAAUAUAAUAGGAGAGUACGUGAGAUUGUGGAGCAGAGUUGGACUGCUGAUUGAUAGCUCACGUUUUGGUUACAUGGACCGUCAAAAAUAGUCCAAUGGCCUAUCUGUCUAAAUAACAUUGACACUGAAAAUGUGUUGCAAGCAAACUAUUUUGACUUUUAUUACGUUGUUUGUUUUAUGAGGAUGGAUGGAUGAUGCUCCCUUAAUUGAAAUGAUUGUUGUAUCUUCUCGUUCUUCAUUUGUUCAAAGGUAGUUUAAACUGUUUUUUAAG
Molecule: messenger RNA, 1043 nt
Organism: Durio zibethinus
Lineage: Eukaryota; Viridiplantae; Streptophyta; Magnoliopsida; Malvales; Malvaceae
Product: ubiquitin-conjugating enzyme E2 2-like
Source: RefSeq, a predicted model, not a curated record